Molecule: messenger RNA, 2655 nt
Organism: Scomber japonicus (chub mackerel)
Lineage: Eukaryota; Metazoa; Chordata; Actinopteri; Scombriformes; Scombridae
Gene: dtd1
Product: D-aminoacyl-tRNA deacylase 1
Exons: 6
Coding region: 19-672 (217 amino acids)
Biological process (GO): tRNA metabolic process
Cellular component (GO): cytoplasm
Molecular function (GO): D-tyrosyl-tRNA(Tyr) deacylase activity
Source: RefSeq, a predicted model, not a curated record
UGGUCUUAUUACACAUGCAUGCUGCUGACCAGUACAACCACAACAACAAUGAGAGCUAUCAUUCAGAGGGUGAACAAGGCGACAGUGACAGUGGGAGAGGAGCAGAUCAGUUCAAUAGGACGAGGACUGUGUGUGCUGCUGGGUAUAUCUGUGGAGGACACCCAGAGGGAUGCUGACUACAUAGUACGCAAGAUCCUGAACCUGCGGCUGUUUGAGGACGAGAAUGGGCGAGCGUGGAGCAAAAGCGUCAUGGAUCGGGAAUUCGAGGUGCUGUGUGUGAGCCAGUUCACCCUGCAGUGCAUACUGAAGGGCAACAAGCCAGACUUUCACUCAGCCAUGCCUGCAGAGCUGGCUCAGCCUUUCUACAACAGCAUCCUGGAGAACAUGAGGAGCACCUACAAGCCCGAGCUCAUCAAAGAUGGGGCGUUUGGGGCCUACAUGCAGGUCCAGAUUCAAAAUGACGGACCUGUUACCAUCGAGCUGUCAUCACCUGCUGGUCCCACAGACCCCAAACAGCUGUCGAAGCAGGAGAAGCAGCAGCAGAGGAAAGAGAAGACGCGCUCCAAGGGCCCCUCGGAGUCUAGCAGGGAGAAGGGCGCCCUGCGUUCCCGACAGGACCCCAACGCCAGCAGUGGGGCGGAGGGUGACGUGUCUUCAGAGAGGGAGCCCUAGGUCAGCAGGAUGUCAUUAUCGGGGACAUGACGGUGAGCCCAGUUUACUCAAGAAGGCCUUAAUCCUCAGUGACUCAUAGACCUGAAUGUGGACUGUCCUUCCUGUUUUGGAGAUCAGCAGGAUUCUCUCGGGCCUGUCACAGAUCAUCGUCCCCUCUUCGCUGGUGUCCUCAACCUCUCUCUUCCAAAAUCAGAUAGGGACCGGCAAGGUGUAAACAAAGUAACGAAUGAAAAUGUCUAGCAGCAAAGCAGUGCCCAGUUUUCUGAGAUUUAUGAAGGGAGAUUGAGCAAGGGUGCACAGAAGACAUGGGACCCAACAGCAGCAUUGCACUGCACUCUGGUCCUGUAGCUUUCUGUGCUCUCUUACUUUGUCUUCUUCCCUCCAACUGCCUGUCUACUCAGGUUUCUACCUCCUUCUGUUUGCCUUUCUCUUUCAGAUUCUUCCUACCUGUCCUACUCUCAGUCCACUGUUUCCACUUAAUCUUUGUUAAGAGACAUGACACCAACCCCGAAGCAUAACUCAACUCCAAGUUCUUGGCUUGUCGUACAGGCACGUGAACAUCACAGCAAUGAUAAUGUAGCAGCCAGUGACACCUUAUAAUUGGCAAAGUAACAUUUGUAAAGUCUAUCUGGAAUUAAUUUGGGUAUUGUAGAGGACUUGUAUGAAAAGACUGGGGGAUAUUUACUAAACGUGUCACAAUUAUCAUCAGGCAUGCGAAAUUAUUAAGGUUAUUAAGGUAUUUACUAGGACUAAAGAUGCAAAUGUGCUCAUCUGAGUUGAAGUGCAGCUAAAUAAGAUGUGAUGCUGAGCUGCUUUGACAUGUGUUCUCGCUGCUGGACUCAGAAUACUAAAUAUUAAUUGAAUAGCCUGAUGUCAUCUCGACAAAAAGGUCAGUGAUUUAAUGAGUUAUGAAAAUCCAUGCAGAUCUUUUCGAGGAAAAACAAAACAUUGUACUUCCUUGGUAAAUUAUCUCCUUGCGUGUUUUAAAGUCUAACUGAAAUUAAAUACCCUUUUUUCCUGCUGCAGCAUACAACUCAUCUACAACACUUAUCUACGGAUGUCAACAUUGGUUGCUUUAGAUCCUUACUCUUCAAUACCACUGAUAAUAAAGCAGUGGCUGUGUCCGUAAUCACUCCCUUAUCCACUAAUUCACUACUCCCUAUAUACCGGUAAUAAAGACUAAAUAGUUCCCUCAAUAGUGAGCAUCAAAUCAAGAUUUCGGACACUAACUAAACGUUGUCAUUUUUUGUCGUCACCAUCUGCUGUAAAGUUGUGUGACGGUAGUUUUCACAGAUAGUAAGUAGGGAGUGAUUUUGGACACAGCCACUGUAUGUCGUUGGCUUUUAAGCUACAGUUAGCAACGCAAGUUUGUUUACUUAGUGUCUCUGUAUACCUCUGCUUGCUCAGCUGUCAGUCAAAUACAUGAACUAACCUGCAUGCUUAGAACCUACUGGAGCACUUCAGAUAUAUCUGUAAAGGCCUAUUAUUCUUCAACUAUUAAAAAAAGAUCAUAUUGGCAAAUAAUUUAAACAUUUUUGGCAUGAUAGUGAAAACAAAAGUAGGAAAGUAUGAUGUGAUUUCAGUUGGACUUUAUAUCUUAAGGGUUACCUGUCUGUCUGUCAAACACUGAAUCAUUUUAUCGCCCUGUCAGACCUGCUCAGAGGAAAUAAUCAUUGUGACUGCAGGGAGGGAUAGUGCUACAACGCUCGCUUCAGCUCUAGUCGAUUUCAUGUCUAGGAUCGAGUAGUCUCUUCUUAGUGACUAUGAGUCAGUUUGUCUCAAUUACCUGUACUUUACCUCUGUGGAGAGGGGCUAGCUGUGUUUCACUACCAGUGAACACCGACACCAGUGUGGUCAGGCUGGACUGCGGCCCCCACGAAAAUACACCUACAGUACUAUUUAUAGACCUUUUUGAUUAUUACACUAUCCUGCUGUCGCUUCACAGAUCUGAAUGUACAUUUUCUUGUCAUUUUAUAAAAAUGU